Messenger RNA from Lasiodiplodia theobromae, 1584 nucleotides. Its product is annotated as 2-amino-3-carboxymuconate-6-semialdehyde decarboxylase. The record is from RefSeq and is a predicted model, not a curated record. Gene Ontology annotation, biological process: secondary metabolic process. Gene Ontology annotation, cellular component: cytosol; cytoplasm. Bases 1 to 1584 code for a protein of 527 amino acids. Gene Ontology annotation, molecular function: hydrolase activity; carboxy-lyase activity. NCBI's taxonomy places the organism in Eukaryota, Fungi, Ascomycota, Dothideomycetes, Botryosphaeriales, Botryosphaeriaceae. The transcript has 5 exons.
AUGUCUGAAAAGUCUAUCAUCCUGAUUACAGGCGCCAACAGUGGUGUCGGGUUCGCCGCGGCUGCUGCUCUCCUUGCAGAAUCACCUUCUCAUCAUGUGAUCGUAGCUGCGAGAUCAGCUGAGAGAGGGCACGCCGCAGCGAGAGAGCUCCAGUCCCGGAAUCUACCGGGAACACUGUCUUUGCUUCAGCUCGACGUGACGAGUGCUAGGUCCAUUGCUUCGGCAGUUGCAACUGUCGAAGGAGAGUUCGGCAAACUGGACGCCCUUAUCAACAACGCCGGUCUUAUGUCCAAGCUCGACAGCCUCGAGGAACAGCUGCGCGAGACGUUCGAGUUGAACACCUUCGCCCCCGCACUGGUGACACAGGCUUUUGUCCCGCUUCUUAAGCUGUCUACAAACCCGCGCCUCAUCCAUAUCUCCAGCGACUUAGGUUCCAUUGCACUUAAGUCUGACCCGAGCUUCAAGUAUCGCAUGAUGGACCAUAUGGCCUACCGUAUGAGCAAAGCUGCGUUGAACAUGAUGACUGCCUGCCACGCUACGCAAUUCCAAGACUGGGGCUGCAAGGUGUGGAGUUACUGUCCGGGUUUCGUGGUCACAAAUGCGUGGAAGGACGGCGAAGCAGGCAGAGAAGCUAUGAAAAAGGCGGGGGCCGGAGAUGUCGGAGACAGCGCCAAAGGUGAUCCGAGUGGCUGGCCCACCCCGCGAUGGACACGUGUAAGCUCCGAAUUGGUAAUGAAGCGGCUUGGUAUCCAGACUGCAAUCCUGUCUGUGACAGCUCCCGGUGCUUGCAUCAUCGAGGGCCAAGCAUCCUUCGAUCUCGCCCGCUCGCUUAAUGAAUACGCCGCUGAAAUACGCAACAAACACCCCGACAAAUUCGGCUUCUUCGCAUCUCUGCCCAGCCUGCUGGACACCGAGGCUGUCUUAUCCGAGAUCAGAUAUUCACUCGACACGCUGAACGCCGACGGCAUCAUCCUCUUUACCCGCUACGGCUCUUCCAACACGUACCUGGGCCACCCAUCAUUAGAGCCAAUCUGGACGGAGCUCAACCGGCGCAAAAGCGUAGUCUUCAUCCACCCAACGCAUCCCGCCGACACCACGAAAGUCAACCCGCGCAUGCCGCAGCCCAUGAUCGACUACCCUCACGAGACGACGCGGACAGCCAUGGACAUGAUCAUGAACGGCACCCGCGAGAAGUUCCCGGACUGCAAGGUCAUCCUGUCGCACGCCGGCGGCACGCUGCCGUACGUGGUCAGCAGGAUUGCAACGCCACUCAAGGCGGCGCCGAGCCUGCUGGCAAACGAACUCACCGGCGUGACGUACGAGAAAAUCAUGAAGGCGUUCCGCAGCUUCCACUACGACCUCGCGCUGUCCGCGAGCCCGGCUGUGAUGAAUAUGCUGUUGGAAUUGGUGCCGCAUGACCAUAUUCUCUACGGGAGUGACUUUCCUUACGCCCCGCCGCCAGCGUAUCCGAGCUUUCUGCAAGAGCUUGAAGGUUUCGAGAUGGAUUGGGAGCUGCGGGACAGGAUCAAUUAUGGCAACGCGCACAAAUUGUUCCCACGACUUGGAUUGGCAACCCUUUAUUAG